CGUGUUUGCUUCCGCUCUUCGACGUCUUUAGUCGCCGAGUCACGAUUAAGCCGCAACUUUGUCAAAUCGUGUACAAACGUUAAGUCGCGUCCCGGAAGUAGGAUCCGGUCCGUGUUUUCGCUCUGCCCGCUCAGCUCGCGAGGAGCAGUUGGGAAAACAAACAGGUCGAGCGGAUGAAGCCCGGUAGCCGGUUAGAUGUGGAGGUUAUUUAGCGGCAAAUGAGUCGCGCUCGUGUUGACGUUUUUUUUCUCGGUUGCUAAUCGAAAGUUCUCCUUCAGUUUUUGGUGCAUUUAGGCUGCUGUUUUGAGUCCUCGCCUCCCGAGUAUGUUGCCGCUCUCUAACAUUGUAACCAGGGCUGUUGGAGCGCGUAGUCUACCCGCUGCGGUUUUGUGUUUUUCUCGACGUUGUUUACCGAUUACAUUUCGACGUUUAAUGAUUUAAAAAUUCGGCGUUUUUGUUGCUGUUUUGUUGGUUUGCCGGCUCUGAAUUCAGCGAAACACUUUUCGACAUGCAUACGAGGCGUUUGGUGAAGCGGUCGAUCCUCGGCAGCCGCGUCUAUGCGCCGAGUCCGACGGGGGACGGUGCCCCGGUGACAGGAGUGGUCCAGGCUGUCAAGCAGCACAACAGAGACGUGUCGGCCGCCGGAGCCCGGUGCAGCGUCUACACCGUGCUCAUGCAAGACGGGAGCUUGAAGGAGUUCUCCGAGGAGGAGAUAGCCGCGGGGAUCAACCACAUUGUAGCCAAAGGACCGCUUAAGUCCAGCUUGAAGCAUAGCUUCAGUAACGGAGCUCCAGAGAGCCAUAAGGUGGAAGGCGGCUCCCUCAGCCCAGAGGCAGUGGACGAGCAGCGGUUUUCUGAGGGCAAGCGUGUCGGCCGGGACCCCGACACCCGUUCAGUGUCCCUGCUAGAGCACAAACGCAAGGUGGUCUCCUGCAGCAUCGAUGUCCCUCAUGCCAGACGGUCCGAGGAGGAAGUGGACAUGGACAAGGUGACGGCUGCCAUGGUGCUGACGAGUCUCUCCACCAGCCCGCUGGUCAGGAGUCCACCUGUCAGAGUCAACGAAGGUCUGAGCAAUUCGUGGAAGGACAACGGCUCGGCUGGCCCCUUCACCCCAUCCAGCAACAGCUCUUCAAGUGGCUACUGGAGCUGGUCUGCCCCCAGUGACCAGUCAAACCCUUCUACACCUUCUCCACCGCUCUCCGCCGACAGCUUCAAACCCUUCCGUGUGCCCAGCAUGGGCGGCGUGGGACCCGGCCCCGCAGGGCCCGAGGACCCCAGCCUGGAUGAGCAGGACGGCAGCAGCCUGCUCUUCGAUGAGCCCAUCCCUCGCAAGCGCAAGAACUCCAUGAAGGUGAUGUUUAAGUGCCUGUGGAAGAACUGUGGGAAGGUGCUGAGUACCGCUGCCGGCAUCCAGAGACACAUCCGUACCAUUCACCUGGGGCGCAACUGUGACUCGGACGGCAGUGACGGCGAGGAGGACUUCUACUACACGGAGAUCAAGCUCAACACGGACUCGGUGGCCGACGGGCUGAGCAGUCUGUCCCCUGUUUCCCCGUCCGUCCUCUCUCCCCCGCCUCCUCCUCCCGCUCCUCUCCCGCUUCUCAGCCAGCUGUCGAACUCCCACAGGCCUCCACAUUCGUCCAACGCCAAGGAGCCUCACGCUGGCGGCGCCACCCCGCUCAGCCGCUCGGCGCCCAGCGCACUCUACCUCAUCCACACGGACCACGCCUACCAGGCCACGGCUCCAGUGUCCAUCCCGUCCAGCUGCAGUAACUCUACCGGCUCAGCCUCCACCACCUUCACUCCCACCAACAGCUCCAGCUUUAGCAUCUCCUGGCAGUCACCACCCGUCACCUUCACUGGGACCAUGGUGUCCCCCAGUAACAGCCAGGGCUUUGGCGAACAGCGCUCCCAGACCAUCGGCGUCCUCUCAUCCCCUCCCAGAGCCACCGCUGCCCUCAGUAGGAAGGUGCGCGGUGAAGGGAAGAAGUGCCGCAAGGUGUACGGGAUGGAGAACCGCGACAUGUGGUGCACCGCCUGCCGCUGGAAAAAGGCCUGCCAGAGAUUUACCGACUGAACGUUGCUCACCAACUUCCCAGCGCGCCACACCAACAGGCACUGCUGCCUUUCGCCAGAUAAGAGGGGAGGGGCUUCAUUUUGCAUGCAUUUGGUUUUCUUCUGCUAAAAGUCGCAACUGUCCGUCAACUCCUGGCUCCGCCCAUGCCGUCGCCCUCUUCAGCUCCACUGAACUCCAGUCGUGUAAGGAACCGAAGGACAGCAGUCACUUUUACAUUGCUGUCCAGGAUUCCCAGCACUGCCUCACCAUUCCCACAAUUCCCAGUUUUGGGAAACCCCAGUGCAGCUAAAAAGUAUAAAAAAAACAAUUGUUCUACGGUUUCUAUUUUUUUUUUUAUGUUGGGUUAAUCGUUGCAUCUUUCUAUGUUUUGUAAAGCUCUGGUUUGUAAAUGAAAAGUCUAGUCAAGGAAUGGAUCCGGGGGAAAAAAGAGCUAACUUUUUUGUGUGUGUUUUUUUGUCAAAUAAAAAAUGUCUUUUUUUUUUUUAUCCAAAAGAAGAAUGGAAGCCUUUGCUGCAGUUUUUGAAACGCGUUAUGAAAAAGCAUGGAGGAAAAGCUUGCUGUUUUUGUUCUUCCUUCAACUUGUUUUUCUUUUAUUUCUGGACUUUUUGAGGAGCUCUUUUAUCUCUGACAUCACAGCCUCGCCGGUUCCUCACUUGUUCUUCACUCCUGACAGCUUUCCGAGGGAAUGUACGGCAGGUUGACAUGUACACAGAAAGUGAGGAAUAGAGACGCACAUGGUGAACGA
Molecule: messenger RNA, 2822 nt
Organism: Cyclopterus lumpus (lumpfish)
Lineage: Eukaryota; Metazoa; Chordata; Actinopteri; Perciformes; Cyclopteridae
Gene: znf704
Product: zinc finger protein 704
Exons: 9
Coding region: 509-2077 (522 amino acids)
Biological process (GO): regulation of transcription by RNA polymerase II
Cellular component (GO): nucleus
Molecular function (GO): DNA-binding transcription factor activity; RNA polymerase II cis-regulatory region sequence-specific DNA binding
Source: RefSeq, a predicted model, not a curated record